Phyllostomus discolor (pale spear-nosed bat) is the source of this 4489-nucleotide messenger RNA. It is a transcript of the gene EXD3, whose product is annotated as exonuclease 3'-5' domain containing 3. The transcript is spliced from 20 exons. The annotation marks the transcript as partial. Gene Ontology annotation, biological process: nucleobase-containing compound metabolic process. Gene Ontology annotation, molecular function: 3'-5' exonuclease activity; nucleic acid binding. The record is from RefSeq and is a predicted model, not a curated record. Lineage: Eukaryota; Metazoa; Chordata; Mammalia; Chiroptera; Phyllostomidae.
GGAGACCCCGCCCCUGCUGGAGACCCCGCCCCUGCUGGAGACCCCGCCCCUGCUGGAGACCCCGCCCCCGCUGGAGAUCCUACUGGUGGCUGGGACGUGCGUGUGUUCCUGCGGACCCUGCAGGCUCUGUGGACCGCGCAGGAGCUGCAGCAGCUCAAAGCAGAGGCCUGGCGCGGCUUCACUGCCCUGGACGACCCUCGGGCCGGCCUCCUGGACCUGCUGGAGGGCAGCAGGGCCUGGCGGGGGAGGGGCCCCACCCUGGAGGCCUGGGUCACCCUGGAGCUGGAGUGCUGGCUGCAGGCCCGGCCCCCCCCAGGGCCUACCCAGGGCGACCCAGGGCGGGAGCAGCUGCAGGCCCGUGCGCUCAGGGUCCUGGCCGAGAGCCCCCCCGGCCUCGUGGAGCCCCUGGUCAGCAUCUUCCAGCUGCGGGCCGAGGGCCCAGGCCCCCUGCUGGCCCACAUCCACCAGCUCCACCAGGAGGGCAAGUUCAAGGAAGCUGUCAUGCUGGGCACGAAGCUGCGGCUGCAGCCAGAACUGGACGUUGAAAAGAUGAGCGCGCCGCUGCUGCUCCAGGACAAGGUGAACCUCGUGGAGCGCUACGUGGACGGCUUCCCGGACCUCCAGCGGGGGCUGCUGGCUCUCAUGGACUCCUGGUGCCGGCCGGGCUUUGACCUCAGAGUCGUGGCCAGGCGGUACCCGCAGGUGAGCGCCUGGAGGCCGGAGAAGCUGAGCCCCCGGGUGCUGGCGCGGCAGGUCCUGCGCCUGCUUCAGCGCUUCGGCCUGGACCCAGAACUGUGUCCCAACGUGGCCGCCCAGCAGCACCUGGCCGCCCUGCAGCACCUGUGCUACAUGCGGUUUGUGGAGGGCAGCUUGUCUCAGGAGAGCUGGGCGGACCACGUGCGGGGCCUGGUGGGGCCCAGUGAGUGGCUGCAGGAGCAGCUGCUGCAGCUGCUGGCCUCGCAUGGCGAUGCAGCCACGGUCACCCGCUGUGCCCGGGACCUCGCGCUGCCCGAGGAGCGGCUGCCGGCCGAGGUGGCCACAGAGCUCGGCCGCCUCAGGCUGCACGACAGGAUGGCCGAGGCGCCUGAGGAGGACGAGAAGGACCGUUACUACCAGCUGCCCAUCGCCCGGGAGCACGUCCACUUCCUGGCCUCGUGGGCGGCCCUGUCCGGGCACGAGGAGGAGCUCCUGCAGCCCGGCCAGGUGGUCGGCCUGGACCUGGAGUGGAAGCCCUGCUUCGGCGCCAGGGGCCGGCCCCGAGCGUCCCUCAUGCAGGUGGCCGUGGAGGGCCGCGUGUUCCUGCUGGACCUGCCCGCACUCUCACAGCCGCCGGGAGGGCGGGAGGCCCAGGCCUUCUCCCGGCUGGUGUCCCGGCUGCUCUCGGACCCGUCCAUCACCAAGCUGGGUUAUGGGAUGGCGGGGGACAUGAAGAGCCUGGGGGCCUCCUGCCCGGCCCUGGCCCACGCACAGAAGCUACUGCGGGGCGACGUGGACCUGCUGCGGGUGCACAGGCAGAUCCGGGUGACCGAUGUGCCUGCCCUGGGCGUGGACGGGGCUAAGGGGCCGAGGGGCCUCAGCCUCCUGGUGCAGCAGGUGCUGGGCAGGCCCCUGGACAAGACACAGCAGCUCUCCAACUGGGACCGGCGGCCACUGGAUGAGGGGCAGCUGCUGUAUGCAGCUGCUGACGCCUACUGCCUGCUGGAGGUGUACCAGGCGCUGUGCAGAGAGCCCGCCCGCUUCCACCUGUCCGGGGACCUGGCCAGGAGCCCGCGGCCGGAGCGCAGCCAGAGGCCAGGGGUUUGGCAGCCGCCCCACCCGCAAGAGGCCUCAGCCCCACCCCAGCAGGUGCCCGCGGCCCCCGAGGUCCCGGCCAGGGCCUUCCGCGUGGUGUGCGACAGCAUGCUGCAGGGGCUGGCGCGCCGGCUGCGCUGCCUGGGCGCCGACGUGCUCGUGCUGGGCGCCGGCGAGGACCACCGCCGCGUGUCCGAGGUCGCCAGGCAGGAGGGGAGGAUCAUCCUGACCUCGGGGCUGCCAUACCACCAGCUCCGGGCCCAGGUCGGUGCGGGGCGCUGCCUCUGGGUGGACUGCUCCCUGAAGGCCCGGGAGCAGACGCAGGCGGUGCUGCGGCAUUUCAACGUGCGUGUCACACACUCGGACAUCUUCAGCCGGUGCCAGGCCUGCAACUGUGACCAGUACCUGAAGGUGUCCAGGGACAAGAUGCGGCAGCUCCUGUCGCUCAGCGGCCACCAGGAAGGCCCCAGCGGCACAGGUGACCCGGGGACCAGGAAGGGGCAAGCGCUCCGAAAGCCGGGGCCUCAGGGUGGCUGCCUCCCUGGUCCAGGCUCCGCCCCCGAGAAGACGCCGGGGGGCCGCACCUACGACCCGCCCUGCCGCUGGCUGGAGGAAGCAGACCUGCACGCCCACGCCCCCGCCACGCUGGGCAACGGCACCCGGCUGCAGCUGGCGGGGGUCCCCGCGGGCCUGCUGCGGCGGCCGGGACUGCAGGCCUUCUACUGCUGCCCGGGCUGCGGCAAGGUCUUCUGGGAGGGCUCCCACCUGGGCCGCUUCGCCUCCCAGUGCCGCGAGCUCCUGGACGGCGCCCCCGGCUCCGGCCCGCCCAGCCCAGCGCCCAGCCCUCCCAGCGGCCCCUCCUGAGGGCCCCCCAGGCCCCCCCCCUUGCCCGGCUUCGAGACGAUAAACGUGGCCAAGGCUCCACGUGUGCCAGCUGCGGCCAGGGACUCCUUUUUGCGUGUCACUCGCUGCACACACGGGACGCCCGGCUGGGGGGCGAAGGUGGAGGUCCCCACCCGGGCAGGACACUGCGUCCCGGUCCCCAAGCUGAGGACUGUCCAGUGCUCAGGAGUGAGGCAGGUGGGAGGGGGGAAGGGCCGGCCUGGUGGGGGACACAGUCCAGGCAAGGGCCCGAGGGCUGGACCCAGGCGGCUUCCAGGGUUGGCCAGGGCUCGGGGAGGCCAGGAGAGUGUGUGGGGGCGGACAGGCCCCACACGCUAGGCAGCCCCCCACUUUGCUGUGACAGUAAGUGCCACGCCCUCCCCCUGCCUUUGCAGGUGGAGAGCCGCCCCCCCAUAGCCAGGCAGGACAGGAGCCCCCUUGCCUUCCCCCAGAAGGUCCCCUGGCCCCAUCCUGGGGCCUCCAGCUCCAAGGAGCGAGAUGGUGGGAUCCUGGGGGCAGGGCCCCUUAGGCCCGGUCCGGGGUCUUUCCAGGGAACAGCCCCAGCCCAGCCCUCGAGGGGCUGCUCCACCCCCUCACUCUCCUCCCUUCAGUCUGCUCAGGGCCGGCAGCCUCCUCUGGAGGGAGAAGCCGGCGACCACAGUACCAGACAGAGCCCCACACCCAGGUGUGGUCACGCCUCUGCCCUCACACCUGCUGGGCUCGCUCUGGGGGAAACUGAGGCUCAGGCCCACGGCUGGCCCCAUGGAAGGCCCGAGGGCACCGGUGCCAGCCGUGGUGGGGCGGGGCGCCGGGGGAUGGGGCCCACCGGUGGGGGCCCUGCCGGUGGCAGGCCUGGCCCCAGACUGCAUUCUGCCCCCGCCCACCUCCUCCUGCUCACCCCCCAGGAAUGCACCCCUCCCUCGCUCACAUCCCUUUCCUGUCCUCGCUGCCUGGAGCGGAAACCAGCUCAGAUUUGGCCGGGGAGCCCAGGCGGAAGCCUCCGGGUGUUGGAGGCCGGGGGCCUGUGCAGGGCCGCUGCCCGGGCCCCGGCGCACCUGCAGAUCCAGGUGCGACGGCCUCAAGCACAGGGUGGGCACCGGCCAUGCCCGGCCGGCCCCUGCCCCCCAUUCCUGACCGCACCAGGGAAGGCCAUGGGCCCCUUAGCCCCCAAGGGAUGCGGCCCUGGUGGGGGUGCAGCUGAGGAGUGUGCAGAGUCGGGGCCUGUGUAGGGAGGGCACGGGUGUCCCACCCCACUCCACGUCCUCUCCUCUCCCUUGGAGCACCUGCCUGUGCCAGGCGCCAGCCCACGUAGCCCCCAGCAGCCCUGGGGCCGGCAGGGCCAGGGUGCCACUCCACCACUGGCGGGGAGCCCCUGGCGGAGCGGGGAGCCCUGGCCUUCCUGCUCUCCCUCAUCACUGCCGAGACCAAGGGCCAGGCAGGGGUGCCAAGGUGGGUGGGCAAGCUGGACCCCACCGGGGGCCCUCGGCAGCUGGGGUGCAGUUCCCAGGAGCAGCACCGCUGGCCCCGUGUCCCACCCUGGGGAGGCAGACUGACCACCCUCCCCGCCUGGUGGGGCUAAAGGAAGCAGGGGGUGCCCGGCCCACUUCCCAGCACAGCUGCUUCCUGGAGACUCUGCUGUGACCCGAGGCCCUGGUGUUGCCGCCAGCCCUGGACGGACAGAGCUGGGGCCGGGGAGAGGCCAGGGACCGCGGGCUCAGGGACAGGAGGCCACGUGUCCUCCCCGUCCCCCAGCAGGCCCAGCCCCGGCCUCACUCUCCCCUUCCACGCCGUGACAUCGCCAGGAAGGGGAGAGGGC